UACGUCAUCACUCCGCGCCGGAAGUGGAGCCGUGCUUUUAGUGCUGUUUACAUAUUGCAGACCUGAGGAUCGGUGUGGAGAGUAAAAUGCCAGCCGGGAAAAACUUCCGCAGACGCAAAGCCUCCAGCUCCGAGGAAGAGGAGGAAGAUGAAGAGGUGACCAACGAGGUUAGAAAGAAACUUGAACAAGCCAAGGAAGUGCAGAGUCUACGAAAGCGCCCCAAUGGUGUAAGCGCUGUCGCUCUAUUGGUUGGAGAAAAAGUUUCAGAAGAAGCGGUGCUGGUGGAUGAUCCUUUCAAAAUCAAAACUGGAGGGAUCGUGGAUAUGAAGAAGCUGAAGGACCGGGGCACGGAAAGACUUGCAGAUGAUGAAGACCUGAACCUGGGAACCUCGUUCUCUGCAGAAACCAACAGGAGGGAUGAAGAUGCUGACAUGAUGAAGUACAUCGAAACAGCUAAGAAAAAAAAAGGAAUCAUUGAGAAUGAAGAGAAGAAGGUGAAGCCAAAGAGCGCAGAAGAUUGCUUGUACGAGCUCCCGGACAGCAUCAAGGUGUCGUCCGCCAAGAAGACGGAGGAGAUGUUGUCCAACCAGAUGCUGAGCGGGAUCCCGGAGGUGGACCUGGGCAUAGAUGCAAAAAUCAAAAACAUCAUUUCCACGGAAGACGCCAAGGCCCGCUUACUGGCCGAGCAGCAGAAUAAGAAGAAGGACAAGCAAACUUCCUUCGUGCCCACCAACAUGGCCGUCAACUACGUGCAGCACAAUCGAUUCUACCAGGAGGACCUCAACACCCCUAUGAGACGUCACAAGGAAGAGCCAAAAGCUCGUCCCCUGCGAGUAGGAGACACCGAGAAGCCAGAACCUGAGAAAUCUCCUCUAAAUCGCAAGCGUCCAUCCAACGAGAAGGCCACAGACGACUAUCACUAUGAGAAGUUCAAGAAAAUGAACAGACGUUACUGAUGCCGCCGUCUGGAAAUCUACAAUACAGCGUAAUAAAGCCCGGACAUGGCCGCCAGUUACCCCGGAGCUGAGAACAGAACUCUUUACCUUCUUUUCUGACACCUUGGAGCUAAAGACUUCUAUGGGUCAAGGCCGUCAGUGUUAUCCAUGGACCAAUGUAUCUGUAUUUUAAAGGGUUUUUCCAGGUGUCCUGAGGAUAGGUCAUCAAUACCUGAUUGGUGGGGGUCUAACACCCGGGACCCCUGACGAUCAGCUUUAUGAAGAGGCUGCAGCACUCCAGUGGCCUCCUC
Messenger RNA from Bufo gargarizans (Asiatic toad), 1246 nucleotides. It is a transcript of the gene C9H9orf78, whose product is annotated as chromosome 9 C9orf78 homolog. NCBI's taxonomy places the organism in Eukaryota, Metazoa, Chordata, Amphibia, Anura, Bufonidae. Gene Ontology annotation, cellular component: spliceosomal complex. The record is from RefSeq and is a predicted model, not a curated record. Gene Ontology annotation, biological process: mRNA splicing, via spliceosome.